Molecule: messenger RNA, 213 nt
Organism: Saprolegnia parasitica CBS 223.65
Lineage: Eukaryota; Oomycota; Saprolegniomycetes; Saprolegniales; Saprolegniaceae
Exons: 1
Source: RefSeq, a predicted model, not a curated record
AUGUCGGGCAAAGGAGGCAAGGGCAAGACGCCCGCAACGAAGGCUGCCAAGCAGCCAGCUCAAGCUCCCCCUGCUGCGCCGGCCAAGGCCGCGCCCAAGCCUGCGCCCAAGGCCGCGCCCAAGCCCGCGUCGCCCAAGGCCAAGGCGCCGAUUGUGACGCCCGAGCUCGUUGCGCAAAAGAAGGCGCUCCUCGAGAGCCUCUCGACCAGCAAG